Messenger RNA from Purpureocillium takamizusanense, 1281 nucleotides. RefSeq lists its product as uncharacterized. Gene Ontology annotation, biological process: protein phosphorylation. The transcript is spliced from 4 exons. Lineage: Eukaryota; Fungi; Ascomycota; Sordariomycetes; Hypocreales; Ophiocordycipitaceae. The record is from RefSeq and is a predicted model, not a curated record. Bases 1 to 1281 code for a protein of 426 amino acids. Gene Ontology annotation, molecular function: protein kinase activity; ATP binding.
AUGCCAGAUGGGUACAUCUCUAUCGCGCCAAGUCAUUCGGUGGCGCGCGACAACCCGGCCUCAGCCCCCAAAGGUCUGGCCUUUGGGCGGCCCAAGUUUCCUAAGGCAUCCAGUGGGGUAGAGCAUCUGGGCGACUACCGACCGGGCGGCUAUCGUCCGAUUCACCUCGACGAUCGGCUUGACAACCGCUAUCGUAUAGUCCACAAGCUCGGCCACGGCACAUUCUCCACCGUCUGGCUUGCCGUCGACAACAAGACAUCCAAAUAUGUUGCCGUCAAGGUCGGCACGGCGGACGCGCCUCGCACUGAGAUUGACGUUCUCUCCCAGCUCACCCAGAACGAGACGGUCCAUAUGGACUUCGAAGGCGAGCUGAGGCUCAUCCCUGUCGUGCUUGAUCGCUUUGAUCUCAGCGGGCCAAAUGGCAGUUCCCUAUUCCAGCUAGAUGCGGCUAGGUCUCUUGCUGCGCAGCUAGCCAUGGCCGCAUGUCUCGUCCACGCACAGGGCUACGCUCAUGGAGACCUUCACCUCGGGAAUCUUCUUCUUCAGCUGCCUGCAUCGCUCAACAAUUUAUCGAUACGUCAAUUGUACGCAGGGUACGGGGAGCCGGAGCAGGAGCCAGUCGUACGCCUCGACACCCAGGCGGCUUCAACGGAGCCCGGAGUUCCUUCCUACGCAGUGCCUCCAGUGUGGCUGGGCAUAGAAAGCAAGGAGAUCAUCCUAGGCGAGGCGAAGCUCCUCCUGAGCGACUUUGGAGUUGCAUUUCGCCCCAGCGACAACUCUCGGUUCGAGUCAUACACACCACUUGUAUACCGCCCACCCGAGGCAUUCUUCGAGCCAACAACGCCGCUCACAUUUGCCUCUGACAUUUGGAGCCUGGGAUGUGUGAUCUUUGAGCUCCUCGCUCAUAGAUCGCUCAUCGACGGGUUUCUUGCGCCACAGGACGAGAUCACGGCCCAGCAGGUAGAAUUGCAGGGCCUCAUGCCCCCGGAGUGGUGGACGAGAUGGGAGAAGCGACCAAAUUGGUACGAUGAAGUGGGCAAGCCCCUAAGCAACGCCUCUGAUAUCUGGUCAUGGGAAAGGCGGUUUGAGCAGUGGGUGCAAAACCCGCGACAGUCUAAGGGCAUGGAAAAGAUUGGUGACCAUGAGCGAGAUGCGCUACUGAAGCUCCUGGCAUGGAUGCUUGCAUGGAGGCCAAGCGAGCGACCGAGUGUGAGGCAGGUGUUGGAAACGGAGUGGAGGACGAGGUGGGCUUUGCCAGCAGCGCGAAGCAUAAAAGACUGA